Messenger RNA from Aedes aegypti (yellow fever mosquito), 985 nucleotides. RefSeq names its product cardioactive peptide (gene CCAP). The transcript is spliced from 3 exons. The record is from RefSeq and is a predicted model, not a curated record. NCBI's taxonomy places the organism in Eukaryota, Metazoa, Arthropoda, Insecta, Diptera, Culicidae. Bases 211 to 675 code for a protein of 154 amino acids.
AAAGGAUUCACAGUUUCGAUUGUUCAUCCAUCCAUCAACCCCAGGAAGACAGGAGAAAGCCAUUUCGGCAAAGCGGAGUGAAAUUCAGCUUUUUCCGGAGGAAAACUUGUAUUGCAACGCACUGCUUCGAGAGAAUUUGCGCGCCAAACUAAAGGUGACUGAACCCGCGCAACUGAUCCAGGCAAGAAGAAAGAAACGACGACGACAAAGAUGAACUCCACCGCAGUCACCAUCCUCCUGGCGCUGGCUGUUACGAUUCUCUGUUUGGCGCAUGUGAUAGAUUGUGGCGUUGUGGAUAGGGAACCACGUGCCUACAAACAAUACAGCAACGAACCUCCUCCAGCCAAACGACCGUUUUGCAACGCCUUCACGGGUUGUGGCAAGAAACGUUCCAGUGUAGUUCCCGUGACGCCAGUUAACAUGAUUCACAGGCACGCGCUCACUUCGGAGCAGAAUCGACCCAAGGUGACGGAAGGUUUCGACCCCAACGAGGACUCGCUGGCCAAUUUAAUCGACCUGAACACGGAACCCGCCGUCGAAGAUCUGAUGAGGCAAAUCAUGUCCGAGGCCAAGCUGUGGGAAGCCAUUCAGGAAGCUAACCGGGAGAUUUACCUUCAGAAACAGGGACAAAAAUCAGAAUCCAACUCGUUUCCAAUCUCGUUCAGUACGCAGUAAGAGGUUGGGGAGAAGUUUAGGGUUAGGUACUAUGCGUGAGAUUUAAUAAUACUCUUUUGAUUGAAACAUGUAGCUUGAAUUAAGUCGAAGGGAAACGGUUGCUGUCCAGAAUCACCCUUGCUCCAAUGAAAUCCUGUUGCCAAAUACUACCGCUAUUAUAACAAUGUGUCUAUUGUUCGCUUCAGAAUUGUGGAACACUUUUAAAAUUAAGGAUUCUCUGUAAAUAGUGCUCUGAUACGAAGUUUCAUAAAUUUCCAGUUGUCAUUCACUUGAGAUUGUUGCAAUAAAAUUUGAUUAUUACCAGUGUAAA